CCCUCCCCCCCCCUCUCUCUAGAUGCUAUAAUACACCGCGAUGCAUAGAAUCUUUACCGUAUUCGUUCUGGCCAUCUUACUACCGACCAGUCCAGGCUUCGCCGCGGCUCAGACCGAACCGGGAAAAUUAAGCGGCCAGUUCAGCCCGUCAAUCAUCGUUCUCAUCUCCGCCUUGUGCACGCCCGUAAUUCUCAUCGGAUUCGCCGUGAUCUUCGUAAUAUGGUGGCAACGAAGCCAAGCGACGGUCUCGGGACCGAGUCUCAACGUCCUCCAACCUCGGCAGAAAGCGCGUGGUAUGGACGCGCGUGCCGUCGAGGCUUUACCCACGUUUGUAUACGCCGACGUGAAGAGCUUGAAGGUUGGCAAAGGGGCGUUGGAGUGCGCGAUUUGCCUGAGCGAGUUCGAAGACCGCGAAACGCUGCGUUUGCUUCCGAAAUGCGAUCACGUGUUCCACACGCAAUGCAUUGACGCGUGGCUCGGAAAUCACGUCACUUGCCCGGUUUGCCGGUCUGAUCUCACCGAUGAACCGGCGGUCGAGGGAAUAACCGGAACCGAGUCCAUUGACAUCGAAUCUCAAACCGGAGAAGGACGACGUGAACCGGAUCAAGAGAGCAGAGAUCGUGUUACUGCCACGGUUGAACCGGUGACACCUGCGAAAUUGCUGAGGUGGAAUACAACCGGUCAUUUAUGGGUUCAACCGGGAGAACGAAAAAAUACCGACCGUUUUACUUUGAGAUUACCGGAAGAGAUUAGGAAGCAGAUUUUGGGGGUUGGAGAAGGGAAAUCGAGUAAAGGGAGGAGGCUGAACCGGCGGCAGUCCAUGUCAGAAAGAUGGUUAGCCUUUAAAACGUCGUCGUUUCAAUGGAGAAAUGGGUCACCGAAAGGAGCCGCCGUAGCUGAAGGGACAUCCUAUGUUAGACCGGAACAAGCGGUUCGACCGCCGGUUUGAUGGGUUCGUUGUAUAGUGAUUUUCUUAGUUUUAGUUGUUUGAUAUGUUUUACCAAAAAAAAAAAAAAAAAAAA
Messenger RNA from Tarenaya hassleriana, 1022 nucleotides. RefSeq names its product E3 ubiquitin-protein ligase ATL31-like. The record is from RefSeq and is a predicted model, not a curated record. The coding region runs from base 41 to 949 and encodes 302 amino acids. The transcript has a single exon. NCBI's taxonomy places the organism in Eukaryota, Viridiplantae, Streptophyta, Magnoliopsida, Brassicales, Cleomaceae.